Messenger RNA from Vigna radiata var. radiata (mung bean), 414 nucleotides. RefSeq lists its product as uncharacterized. The transcript has 2 exons. The coding region runs from base 1 to 414 and encodes 137 amino acids. Lineage: Eukaryota; Viridiplantae; Streptophyta; Magnoliopsida; Fabales; Fabaceae. The record is from RefSeq and is a predicted model, not a curated record.
AUGUUUCGAGAUGCUAGGAUAGCAGGUGAACGCACCUACUGGAUUGGGGACGACAUUUGGACCACCUUAUUGGAGCAUUGGAAUUCGCCACAAUACCAGGCCAAGUGUGCAAUCGCCCAGAAGAAUCGGGCUUCCGAAAAGGGCGGUGUUCUCCAUACAGGUGGAUCGAUCACCGUACAUGCCAUGCAUAUGGAAGAAUUCUCCACAAAACUUUCACGAGUCAGAUCCUCACAUUCAUCAUGUUCUCAGUCAACCCAACAACCAGAUGAUGACGAGGAUCUUAUUAGGUCACAAUGUUGGAUUGAUGUUGUUGGUGGCAAGAAAAAAGGAAGAAUUUAUGGUGCAGGGCAAAUGGCAUCAAAUUAUACUGCAGGACGUGGUGGUCUAAAGCACCAACCUUCUUCUUCCUUCUAG